Molecule: messenger RNA, 9966 nt
Organism: Sciurus carolinensis (gray squirrel)
Lineage: Eukaryota; Metazoa; Chordata; Mammalia; Rodentia; Sciuridae
Gene: Flg
Product: filaggrin
Exons: 4
Coding region: 64-9465 (3133 amino acids)
Biological process (GO): establishment of skin barrier
Cellular component (GO): cornified envelope; keratohyalin granule
Molecular function (GO): calcium ion binding; transition metal ion binding; structural molecule activity
Source: RefSeq, a predicted model, not a curated record
AAGCUCCUUCAGCUGCAUUCUAUUUGCUCUUCUUGUGAACAGUUUCACAUAUACUGCCUAAAGAUGUCUACCAUCAUGGAAAACAUCAUUGCCAUCAUCGAUCUAUUCCAACAAUAUUCAGAAAAAGAUAAGGAGACUGACACCCUGAGCAAAAAUGAGCUGAAGGAACUGCUGGAAAAAGAGUUUCGGCCAAUCCUGAAAAAUCCAGAUGACCCAGACACAGCAGAAGUCUUCAUGGAAAUCCUGGAUAUAGACCACAAUGAAAAAAUUGAUUUCACAGAAUUUCUGCUGAUGGUAUUCAAGUUGGCUCAAGCAUAUUAUGAUUCCACAAAGAAACAAAAUUACCAAACAUCAGGGCCAAAGGACAAAAGGCAUAGGCAUCAUGAUGAAAAUGAAGCAGAGGACCGACAAGAAGAAGAAGAAGGAGGAAGAAAACUAAAAACCAGGAAUUCAAGAAGAACACAAAGAAAGUCAAGAUCAAAGAGUCCAAAAGGAAGAGGGAAAAACAAACAUAGGAGUGGUUCUGGAGGGCAUGGAAGAAGUGAUUCAAGCACACAUAGAGACACAAAAUAUGGGCAAACACAUCAUGGUUCAAGAGGAAAGAACAAAAGGAGGACAACCUCCUCAGAUAUUAGAGAGAUAAAGAAAAACAUAACUCCACAGGACAAUGAAAGAGAGAGAUAUACACAAGACUCAAACAUACACAUUGGAUCACAUCCAAAAAAUGGAAAAAAUAUUGCACAUACACAGGUUAAACAGAGCAACAGAUAUGAUGGAUACACUAACAGAAAGAGGCAAGAAAUACAAUACGAAUCUGAUAAUUCAAUAGGAGAUUCAGCCACACAAAUCAGAAAUGGCAAAAACAACGAACAGGAAGCAGAAAACACCAGAAACUCAGGGGCCCACUCCUCUCAUGGACAGGCUGAUUCUGCCCACGGCCAGCAAACAACAGGCCGCAGGGCGGGACAAGAAACCCGCCACGAGCACUCCGCGGACAGCUCCCGGCGCCAGGCCACCGGGCAGGGACAGGCCACUUCCCAGACUGACAGACGCCGGGAACCCAGCCUCGGUCAGGCCAGCGACAGCGAAGGACACUCCGAAGACUCCACCAGGCAAUCCCAAGCGGGUCAGGGAAGGUCCGGGUCCACUUCCAGGACCCAGCGAGGGUCUACCCACGGCCACGCAGCAGACAGCGCCAGGCACUCGGGGUCGCGUCAAGGACAGACGGCCAGACACACGCAGCAGUCGGACACCGCUCACGGGCAGUCAGCCUCCAGCUCCAGGGGGGCACAGGGGAGCCGACACGAGCAGCGGGCAGACAGCGCCCGGCACUCCGGGGCUGGACACUCCCAAACCUCCGCCGCAUCCCGUGAGCACGGACGUGGGGCGUACACACACAGCGAGGCCAGUGACAGUGAAGGGCAGUCGCAGGACUCAGAGGGUCUGUCCACCUCAGGCCACGGCCAGACCGGGACCAGACAGGGACACCGCCAGGAAUCCACCAGCGGAGGGUCCAGGGAGAAGACCAGGCACUCCGGAGGGUACUCUCGCCUGUACCUGGUAGACACUCAGGAGGAACAGUCUGAGUCGGCGGCCAGAAGGUCCCAGUCCACUACCAGAGCGACACGGGGCUCCCGCCAGGAACACGCACGGGACAGCACCAGACACGGGGCCUCCCAGGACCGGCAGACUUCCACGGGCACACACACCGACUCCUCCCGGGGAAGGUCCGGAACCAGCUCCGGCAGAACACAAGGAUCCCGCCACGAGCAGGCACGAGACAGCUCCGCGCACUCCGAGUCCGACCAGGGUGAGACCCACGCUCGCGGACACUCAGCGUCCGGCAGUAGAGGGGGAAGACAGGGAUCCCGCCAGGAGCAGGCACGAGACAGCUCGGGGCACUCCGGGUCCCAACACCACCAGGCGGCCUCCCAGGGACGGUCAGGGUCCAGCAGCGCAACCCGCCAAGCCCACGGCCAAGAACAGGCAGCGGACAGCUCCCGGCACUCAGGCGCCCGCUCCUCUGGCGCACGGGCUGAUUCUGCCCACGGCCAGCAAACAACAGGCCGCAGGGCGGGACAAGAAACCCGCCACGAGCACUCCGCGGACAGCUCCCGGCGCCAGGCCACCGGGCAGGGACAGGCCACUUCCCAGACUGACAGACGCCGGGAACCCAGCCUCGGUCAGGCCAGCGACAGCGAAGGACACUCCGAAGACUCCACCAGGCAAUCCCAAGCGGGCCAGGGAAGGUCCGGGUCCACUUCCAGGACCCAGCGAGGGUCUACCCACGGCCACGCAGCAGACAGCGCCAGGCACUCGGGGUCGCGUCAAGGACAGACGGCCAGACACACGCAGCAGUCGGACACCGCUCACGGGCAGUCAGCCUCCAGCUCCAGGGGGGCACAGGGGAGACGACACGAGCAGCGGGCAGACAGCGCCGGGCACUCCGGGGCUGGACACUCCCAAACCUCCGCCGCAUCCCGUGAGCACGGACGUGGGGCGUACACACACAGCGAGGCCAGUGACAGUGAAGGGCAGUCGCAGGACUCAGAGGGUCUGUCCACCUCAGGCCACGGCCAGACCGGGACCAGACAGGGACACCGCCAGGAAUCCACCAGCGGAGGGUCCGGGGAGAAGACCAGGCACUCCGGAGGGUACUCUCGCCUGUACCUGGUAGACACUCAGGAGGAACAGUCUGAGUCGGCGACCAGAAGGUCCCAGUCCACUACCAGAGCGACACGGGGCUCCCGCCAGGAACACGCACGGGACAGCACCAGACACGGGGCCUCCCAGGACCGGCAGACUUCCACGGGCACACACACCGACUCCUCCCGGGGAAGGUCCGGAACCAGCUCCGGCAGAACACAAGGAUCCCGCCACGAGCAGGCACGAGACAGCUCCGCGCACUCCGAGUCCGACCAGGGUGAGACCCACGCUCGCGGACACUCAGCGUCCGGCAGUAGAGGGGGAAGACAGGGAUCCCGCCAGGAGCAGGCACGAGACAGCUCGGGGCACUCCGGGUCCCAACACCACCAGGCGGCCUCCCAGGGACGGUCAGGGUCCAGCAGCGCAACCCGCCAAGCCCACGGCCAAGAACAGGCAGCGGACAGCUCCCGGCACUCAGGCGCCCGCUCCUCUGGCGCAUGGGCUGAUUCUGCCCACGGCCAGCAAACAACAGGCCGCAGGGCGGGACAAGAAACCCGCCACGAGCACUCCGCGGACAGCUCCCGGCGCCAGGCCACCGGGCAGGGACAGGCCACUUCCCGGACUGACAGACGCCGGGAACCCAGCCUCGGUCAGGCCAGCGACAGCGAAGGACACUCCGAAGACUCCACCAGGCAAUCCCAAGCGGGUCAGGGAAGGUCCGGGUCCACUUCCAGGACCCAGCGAGGGUCUACCCACGGCCACGCAGCAGACAGCGCCAGGCACUCGGGGUCGCGUCAAGGACAGACGGCCAGAUACACGCAGCAGUCGGACACCGCUCACGGGCAGUCAGCCUCCAGCUCCAGGGGGGCACAGGGGAGACGACACGAGCAGCGGGCAGACAGCGCCCGGCACUCCGGGGCUGGACACUCCCAAACCUCCGCCGCAUCCCGUGAGCACGGACGUGGGGCCUACACACACAGCGAGGCCAGUGACAGUGAAGGGCAGUCGCAGGACUCAGAGGGUCUGUCCACCUCAGGCCACGGCCAGACCGGGACCAGACAGGGACACCGCCAGGAAUCCACCAGCGGAGGGUCCGGGGAGAAGACCAGGCACUCCGGAGGGUACUCUCGCCUGUACCUGGUAGACACUCAGGAGGAACAGUCUGAGUCGGCGGCCAGAAGGUCCCAGUCCACUACCAGAGCGACACGGGGCUCCCGCCAGGAACACGCACGGGACAGCACCAGACACGGGGCCUCCCAGGACCGGCAGAUUUCCACGGGCACACACACCGACUCCUCCCGGGGAAGGUCCGGAACCAGCUCCGGCAGAACACAAGGAUCCCGCCACGAGCAGGCACGAGACAGCUCCGCGCACUCCGAGUCCGACCAGGGUGAGACCCACGCUCGCGGACACUCAGCGUCCGGCAGUAGAGGGGGAAGACAGGGAUCCCGCCAGGAGCAGGCACGAGACAGCUCGGGGCACUCCGGGUCCCAACACCACCAGGCGGCCUCCCAGGGACGGUCAGGGUCCAGCAGCGCAACCCGCCAAGCCCACGGCCAAGAACAGGCAGCUGACAGCUCCCGGCACUCAGGCGCCCGCUCCUCUGGCGCACGGGCUGAUUCUGCCCACGGCCAGCAAACAACAGGCCGCAGGGCGGGACAAGAAACCCGCCACGAGCACUCCGCGGACAGCUCCCGGCGCCAGGCCACCGGGCAGGGACAGGCCACUUCCCGGACUGACAGACGCCGGGAACCCAGCCUCGGUCAGGCCAGCGACAGCGAAGGACACUCCGAAGACUCCACCAGGCAAUCCCAAGCGGGUCAGGGAAGGUCCGGGUCCACUUCCAGGACCCAGCGAGGGUCUACCCACGGCCACGCAGCAGACAGCGCCAGGCACUCGGGGUCGCGUCAAGGACAGACGGCCAGACACACGCAGCAGUCGGACACCGCUCACGGGCAGUCAGCCUCCAGCUCCAGGGGGGCACAGGGGAGACGACACGAGCAGCGGGCAGACAGCGCCCGGCACUCCGGGGCUGGACACUCCCAAACCUCCGCCGCAUCCCGUGAGCACGGACGUGGGGCGUACACACACAGCGAGGCCAGUGACAGUGAAGGGCAGUCGCAGGACUCAGAGGGUCUGUCCACCUCAGGCCACGGCCAGACCGGGACCAGACAGGGACACCGCCAGGAAUCCACCAGCGGAGGGUCCGGGGAGAAGACCAGGCACUCCGGAGGGUACUCUCGCCUGUACCUGGUAGACACUCAGGAGGAACAGUCUGAGUCGGCGGCCAGAAGGUCCCAGUCCACUACCAGAGCGACACGGGGCUCCCGCCAGGAACACGCACGGGACAGCACCAGACACGGGGCCUCCCAGGACCGGCAGACUUCCACGGGCACACACACCGACUCCUCCCGGGGAAGGUCCGGAACCAGCUCCGGCAGAACACAAGGAUCCCGCCACGAGCAGGCACGAGACAGCUCCGCGCACUCCGAGUCCGACCAGGGUGAGACCCACGCUCGCGGACACUCAGCGUCCGGCAGUAGAGGGGGAAGACAGGGAUCCCGCCAGGAGCAGGCACGAGACAGCUCGGGGCACUCCGGGUCCCAACACCACCAGGCGGCCUCCCAGGGACGGUCAGGGUCCAGCAGCGCAACCCGCCAAGCCCACGGCCAAGAACAGGCAGCGGACAGCUCCCGGCACUCAGGCGCCCGCUCCUCUGGCGCACGGGCUGAUUCUGCCCACGGCCAGCAAACAACAGGCCGCAGGGCGGGACAAGAAACCCGCCACGAGCACUCCGCGGACAGCUCCCGGCGCCAGGCCACCGGGCAGGGACAGGCCACUUCCCGGACUGACAGACGCCGGGAACCCAGCCUCGGUCAGGCCAGCGACAGCGAAGGACACUCCGAAGACUCCACCAGGCAAUCCCAAGCGGGUCAGGGAAGGUCCGGGUCCACUUCCAGGACCCAGCGAGGGUCUACCCACGGCCACGCAGCAGACAGCGCCAGGCACUCGGGGUCGCGUCAAGGACAGACGGCCAGACACACGCAGCAGUCGGACACCGCUCACGGGCAGUCAGCCUCCAGCUCCAGGGGGGCACAGGGGAGCCGACACGAGCAGCGGGCAGACAGCGCCCGGCACUCCGGGGCUGGACACUCCCAAACCUCCGCCGCAUCCCGUGAGCACGGACGUGGGGCCUACACACACAGCGAGGCCAGUGACAGUGAAGGGCAGUCGCAGGACUCAGAGGGUCUGUCCACCUCAGGCCACGGCCAGACCGGGACCAGACAGGGACACCGCCAGGAAUCCACCAGCGGAGGGUCCGGGGAGAAGACCAGGCACUCCGGAGGGUACUCUCGCCUGUACCUGGUAGACACUCAGGAGGAACAGUCUGAGUCGGCGGCCAGAAGGUCCCAGUCCACUACCAGAGCGACACGGGGCUCCCGCCAGGAACACGCACGGGACAGCACCAGACACGGGGCCUCCCAGGACCGGCAGACUUCCACGGGCACACACACCGACUCCUCCCGGGGAAGGUCCGGAACCAGCUCCGGCAGAACACAAGGAUCCCGCCACGAGCAGGCACGAGACAGCUCCGCGCACUCCGAGUCCGACCAGGGUGAGACCCACGCUCGCGGACACUCAGCGUCCGGCAGUAGAGGGGGAAGACAGGGAUCCCGCCAGGAGCUGGCACGAGACAGCUCGGGGCACUCCGGGUCCCAACACCACCAGGCGGCCUCCCAGGGACGGUCAGGGUCCAGCAGCGCAACCCGCCAAGCCCACGGCCAAGAACAGGCAGCUGACAGCUCCCGGCACUCAGGCGCCCGCUCCUCUGGCGCACGGGCUGAUUCUGCCCACGGCCAGCAAACAACAGGCCGCAGGGCGGGACAAGAAACCCGCCACGAGCACUCCGCGGACAGCUCCCGGCGCCAGGCCACCGGGCAGGGACAGGCCACUUCCCGGACUGACAGACGCCGGGAACCCAGCCUCGGUCAGGCCAGCGACAGCGAAGGACACUCCGAAGACUCCACCAGGCAAUCCCAAGCGGGUCAGGGAAGGUCCGGGUCCACUUCCAGGACCCAGCGAGGGUCUACCCACGGCCACGCAGCAGACAGCGCCAGGCACUCGGGGUCGCGUCAAGGACAGACGGCCAGACACACGCAGCAGUCGGACACCGCUCACGGGCAGUCAGCCUCCAGCUCCAGGGGGGCACAGGGGAGACGACACGAGCAGCGGGCAGACAGCGCCCGGCACUCCGGGGCUGGACACUCCCAAACCUCCGCCGCAUCCCGUGAGCACGGACGUGGGGCGUACACACACAGCGAGGCCAGUGACAGUGAAGGGCAGUCGCAGGACUCAGAGGGUCUGUCCACCUCAGGCCACGGCCAGACCGGGACCAGACAGGGACACCGCCAGGAAUCCACCAGCGGAGGGUCCGGGGAGAAGACCAGGCACUCCGGAGGGUACUCUCGCCUGUACCUGGUAGACACUCAGGAGGAACAGUCUGAGUCGGCGGCCAGAAGGUCCCAGUCCACUACCAGAGCGACACGGGGCUCCCGCCAGGAACACGCACGGGACAGCACCAGACACGGGGCCUCCCAGGACCGGCAGACUUCCACGGGCACACACACCGACUCCUCCCGGGGAAGGUCCGGAACCAGCUCCGGCAGAACACAAGGAUCCCGCCAGGAGCAGGCACGAGACAGCUCCGCGCACUCCGAGUCCGACCAGGGUGAGACCCACGCUCGCGGACACUCAGCGUCCGGCAGUAGAGGGGGAAGACAGGGAUCCCGCCAGGAGCUGGCACGAGACAGCUCGGGGCACUCCGGGUCCCAACACCACCAGGCGGCCUCCCAGGGACGGUCAGGGUCCAGCAGCGCAACCCGCCAAGCCCACGGCCAAGAACAGGCAGCGGACAGCUCCCGGCACUCAGGCGCCCGCUCCUCUGGCGCACGGGCUGAUUCUGCCCACGGCCAGCAAACAACAGGCCGCAGGGCGGGACAAGAAACCCGCCACGAGCACUCCGCGGACAGCUCCCGGCGCCAGGCCACCGGGCAGGGACAGGCCACUUCCCGGACUGACAGACGCCGGGAACCCAGCCUCGGUCAGGCCAGCGACAGCGAAGGACACUCCGAAGACUCCACCAGGCAAUCCCAAGCGGGUCAGGGAAGGUCCGGGUCCACUUCCAGGACCCAGCGAGGGUCUACCCACGGCCACGCAGCAGACAGCGCCAGGCACUCGGGGUCGCGUCAAGGACAGACGGCCAGACACACGCAGCAGUCGGACACCGCUCACGGGCAGUCAGCCUCCAGCUCCAGGGGGGCACAGGGGAGACGACACGAGCAGCGGGCAGACAGCGCCCGGCACUCCGGGGCUGGACACUCCCAAACCUCCGCCGCAUCCCGUGAGCACGGACGUGGGGCGUACACACACAGCGAGGCCAGUGACAGUGAAGGGCAGUCGCAGGACUCAGAGGGUCUGUCCACCUCAGGCCACGGCCAGACCGGGACCAGACAGGGACACCGCCAGGAAUCCACCAGCGGAGGGUCCGGGGAGAAGACCAGGCACUCCGGAGGGUACUCUCGCCUGUACCUGGUAGACACUCAGGAGGAACAGUCUGAGUCGGCGGCCAGAAGGUCCCAGUCCACUACCAGAGCGACACGGGGCUCCCGCCAGGAACACGCACGGGACAGCACCAGACACGGGGCCUCCCAGGACCGGCAGACUUCCACGGGCACACACACCGACUCCUCCCGGGGAAGGUCCGGAACCAGCUCCGGCAGAACACAAGGAUCCCGCCACGAGCAGGCACGAGACAGCUCCGCGCACUCCGAGUCCGACCAGGGUGAGACCCACGCUCGCGGACACUCAGCGUCCGGCAGUAGAGGGGGAAGACAGGGAUCCCGCCAGGAGCAGGCACGAGACAGCUCGGGGCACUCUGGGUCCCAACACCACCAGGCGGCCUCCCAGGGACGGUCAGGGUCCAGCAGCGCAACCCGCCAAGCCCACGGCCAAGAACAGGCAGCGGACAGCUCCCGGCACUCAGGCGCCCGCUCCUCUGGCGCACGGGCUGAUUCUGCCCACGGCCAGCAAACAACAGGCCGCAGGGCGGGACAAGAAACCCGCCACGAGCACUCCGUGGACAGCUCCCGGCGCCAGGCCACCGGGCAGGGACAGGGCACUUCCCGGACUGACAGACGCCGGGAACCCAGCCUCGGUCAGGCCAGCGACAGCGAAGGACACUCCGAAGACUCCGCCAGGCAAUCUCUCUCUUCCAAGAGAAGGCCUGUUUCUUCACAUGAAUCUGUUCCUGUCUAUUCAACUGAUAGUUCUAAAGAGUCUCUGUUUCAUUAUAGAGUGUUUCAUAAUCAGUUGUUUGAAUCUGCUGAUGACAUUUCAGAGUAUGAUGCAGACAAUCUACAUGAUAAUUCUCCUAUUCUUCUGGCAUCAGACUAUAGGUCUGGAAUAGAAUCCCCUGUUCAUAAUUACAAUUGUGAGGUGAAUCAUUUCCCCUCAUUUAACACUGAAUGUCCACAGGAUGGUUCAGGUAUAGGUUGGAGGCAUGGCAGUUAUGGUAGUGCUGAAUAUGACUAUGGUCAAUCAGAAUUUGGGAACUCUCAAGCUAGGGUUAUGAGUCAAAAUUACAGUCCUGUGGAAUUUUCCAAGAGAUCUGAAAACAGAAAAUCAUCUGGAUAUAGAGUAGAAUAUAUGGGAUCCAGUGUAUUAGGCAGUGAUAGACAGCCAGUAAUACAUAGCUGUUCAAGUGAUAUACCAACACUGCUGGGGUUUAGUCAGUCCCCAGGAUAUUAUUACUAUAAGUGAGAUAUCAGUGAGAAACCAAUAGAAAAAGAAUUAAACCAAAUAGUAGGAGUAAGAACAUGUAACACUACUUUGUUGUAGAAACUUUUCAAAUUUCUUUCGCAGUGUUCUUACUAUUUUCUUUAGAUAUGCUACUCUUUCAUUAGUUUGGUGGUAGUUUCUUUUAUUCUCUGGGACCUUUGAACAUUUUAGUUAGAAAAUGUUAAAGAAAUUAUUGUCAUUCAGUUCUAAAACUGCAAAACUAUUAAUGUUUGUAGCUGAAAUAAGGAUUCUUGCUUCUAAAAUCUGAAGUGCUAGGUCCUCUCUAGAUUGAUACAUAAAUCUUUCUGAAAAACAUCUAAAUCAUUCUUAUGGAGGCCAAAGUCACUAUAUCACAUCAGGGCUCAGCACAUCUGCCUCUAUUAUUCUUCUACUAGAACUUUGUUUUCUUAACAUUCAAUAAAAUUACAUUGAAUUCAAAACGGUACAAUGUAUAAAAUUCUAGAAUAAAAAUUGAUCUUAUUA